Molecule: messenger RNA, 843 nt
Organism: Setaria italica (foxtail millet)
Lineage: Eukaryota; Viridiplantae; Streptophyta; Magnoliopsida; Poales; Poaceae
Product: putative cysteine-rich receptor-like protein kinase 9
Exons: 2
Coding region: 1-843 (280 amino acids)
Source: RefSeq, a predicted model, not a curated record
AUGGCCGCCGUGAAGUCCCUCCUCCUCGUGCUCCUCGCCGUCGUCGCCAUCCUUAUUGGGCAGACGGUGAAGGUAUGGUCGUCGCGCUCGCCGGCGAACUUCACCCCAGGGGGCCCCUACGAUACGAACCUCCGCGGCAUGCUCAAGGACCUGGUCACCCUCGCGGUCUCCUACGGAGGCUACAGCAACGACACGGCCGGCGACGUCCCCGACCAGCCCUACGGUCUCGCCAUCUGCUACGCCGACGCUCCCCCGGCGGUGUGCCGGCUCUGCCUCGACAUGGCGGUCGGGAACGUGACGCUCGCGUGCCCGCGCUCCGCCGGCGCCGCCAUGAUGUACAACAACAGCCUGCUCCGGUACGCGAACGCGAGCUUCCUGUCGCGCCCCGACAUGGUGCAGAGGUUCUCCUUCUACAACAACCUGACCCGCGCCGUGGACGCCGCCAUCUACGCUGCCGCGCUGGGGCGGCUCAUGGACCGCCUGGCCCCCGCCGCCGCCGCGUCGCUGCGGUUCUUCGCGUACGGGCGCACGAACAUCACUGGUGACAAGAGCCUGUACGGGUUCGCGCAGUGCGUGACGGACCUGUCGCCGGACGACUGCCGCCGCUGCCUCCAGCGCAUCGCGGCGUCGUUGCCCAUAUGGACGAGAGGAGGGCGCGCCUACUCACUGACCUGCUACACGCGUUUCGAGGUGGUACCGUUCUACACGCCGGCCAACACGCAGACCAUCGUCGCCGUGGCGCCGACGCCACAGCCAGAGCCGUCGCCGGGCGCACCAACAGUGGAGACGAAGUUCCGAGGUGAGCUCAUCUCCCAAGUUAUUAUUAUUGUUGUUGUUAGGUAA